AUGGCUACCGCAAUGGACCAUCUCUCGACCGGCUCGACGAAGAUCGAGUGGCUCUCGUCCCUGAAUACAGAGUUCAAGCCGACAAAAAACUACCGACGUACCUCGAUCAUCUGUACAAUCGGACCCAAAACGAACUCUGUCGAAGCCAUCAACAAGCUCCGCACUGCUGGUCUCAAUGUCGUUCGCAUGAACUUCUCCCAUGGCUCAUACGAAUACCACCAAUUCGUGAUCGACCAUGCCCGCGAGGCUGAGAAGGUCCAGAAGGGCCGUCAGAUCGCCAUUGCCUUGGACACCAAGGGCCCUGAGAUCAGAACCGGCAACACUGCCAAUGACGAGGACAUCCCCAUCUCUGCGGGAACAGAGCUCAACAUUACCACUGAUGACAAGUAUGCGACAUGCUGCGACGAUAAGAACAUGUAUGUCGACUACAAGAACAUCACCAAAGUCAUUGAGGCUGGCCGUAUUAUCUAUGUCGACGACGGUGUUCUUGCGUUUGAUGUCCUCGAAGUUGUCAACUCCAACACCAUCCGUGUGCGUGCCCGUAACAAUGGCAUGAUCUCUUCUAAGAAGGGUGUCAACCUCCCAAACACCGAUGUCGACCUCCCUGCACUUUCCGAGAAGGACCAGGCCGAUCUUCGGUUUGGUGUCAAGAACAAUGUUGACAUGGUCUUUGCCUCGUUUAUUCGCCGCGGCGAGGAUAUCACGGCUAUUCGCAAGGUCCUUGGCGAGGAUGGAAAGCACAUCCAGAUCAUUGCCAAAAUUGAGAACAGACAGGGUCUAAACAACUUUGCGGAGAUCUUGAAGGAGACCGACGGUGUUAUGGUUGCACGUGGCGACUUGGGUAUCGAGAUUCCCGCAGCCGAAGUGUUUGCCGCACAGAAGAAACUGAUUGCCAUGUGCAACAUCGCCGGAAAGCCCGUUAUCUGUGCCACCCAGAUGCUCGAGUCCAUGAUCAAAAACCCUCGCCCAACCCGAGCUGAGAUCAGUGAUGUUGGCAACGCUGUCACCGAUGGGGCCGAUUGUGUCAUGUUGUCCGGUGAGACAGCCAAGGGCAGCUAUCCCACAGAAUCCGUCAGAGAGAUGCACGAGACUUGCCUGAAGGCCGAGAACACCAUCGCAUAUGUUUCCCACUUCGAGGAGCUUUGCAAUCUUGUCAAGCGUCCUGUCAGCAUCGUCGAGUCGUGUGCCAUGGCAGCAGUUCGAGCCAGCCUGGACAUGAAUGCAGGCGCCAUUAUCGUUCUAUCCACCAGUGGAGACAGCGCGCGCCUUCUGUCUAAGUAUAGACCCGUCUGUCCCAUCUUCAUGGUCACCAGAAACCCAAGCGCUUCUCGGUACGGCCAUCUGUACCGUGGAGUCUACCCGUUCUACUUUCCGGAGCAGAAGCCCGAUUUUACGAAGGUCAACUGGCAAGAGGAUGUCGACAGGAGAAUCAGGUGGGGUAUCUCUGAGGCCAUGAAGCUCAAGGUUCUUUCCCAGGGCGAGACUGUGGUUGUUGUCCAGGGAUGGAAGGGUGGCAUGGGCAACACCAACACUCUCCGUGUCAUCAAGGCAGAGCCAGAGAAUCUCGGCCUUGUGGCGUAA
Messenger RNA from Hyaloscypha bicolor E, 1581 nucleotides. RefSeq names its product PK-domain-containing protein. Gene Ontology annotation, molecular function: pyruvate kinase activity; magnesium ion binding; potassium ion binding. NCBI's taxonomy places the organism in Eukaryota, Fungi, Ascomycota, Leotiomycetes, Helotiales, Hyaloscyphaceae. The coding region runs from base 1 to 1581 and encodes 526 amino acids. The transcript is spliced from 4 exons. Gene Ontology annotation, cellular component: cytoplasm. Gene Ontology annotation, biological process: glycolytic process. The record is from RefSeq and is a predicted model, not a curated record.